Messenger RNA from Bactrocera latifrons, 1856 nucleotides. RefSeq names its product neither inactivation nor afterpotential protein C-like. The transcript has 9 exons. Bases 1 to 1824 code for a protein of 607 amino acids. The record is from RefSeq and is a predicted model, not a curated record. Gene Ontology annotation, cellular component: myosin complex. Lineage: Eukaryota; Metazoa; Arthropoda; Insecta; Diptera; Tephritidae. Gene Ontology annotation, molecular function: ATP binding; protein binding; cytoskeletal motor activity.
AUGAGUGUGGGACAAGCAGUUGAGGCAAUGCCCGCGGGCCUGAGCAACUUGCUGCCGUUGCAAUCUCCGCAUAGCCCUAAAAAUUCCACAAUGGAGAAGACGAUGAGGGCGUCGACAGAUAGGGCACCUUAUCCACCACGAGGUGAGGGUGCAGGCGCGGUUGCCGGUACAGGUUCCGGCGUUGUUGCAGCCACAGUUCGGAGCGCUGGUGUAGGCCCGGAAGCAGAUGAUAUACCCACUGACAAUUUGAAUUUCUACGAUAAUAAGACGGCUCUUGAUAAUUUAUUGACAAAACCAGAUGGACUAUUUUACAUAAUAGAUGAUGCGUCUCGAACCAGUCAAGAUCAAGAUCUUAUUAUGGACCGUGUUGUGGAAAAGCAUAGCCAAUUCGUUAAAAAGCACACAGCUACCGAAAUAUCAGUCGCACACUACACCGGGCGAAUAAUAUAUGAUACUCGGGCCUUCACAGAUAUCAAUCGUGACUUUGUGCCUCCAGAAAUGAUCGAAUCUUUUCGAUCGUCAAUGGAUGAAAAUAUAAUGUUAAUGUUUACAAAUCAACUAACUAAAGCAGGAAACUUGACUAUGCCAUUUGAAAGUGUGCAACAUAAACCAGAAGAUUCUCAGAGAAAAUCUUAUCCACUAAAUACUUURUCAGCUGGUUGUAUUUCGCAAGUGAAUAACCUCCGAACUUUGGCCGCAAACUUUCGCUUCACUUGUUUAGCUCUCCUCAAAACUUUGACACUUAGUAGUAAUUUGGGUGUACACUUCGUUCGGUGCAUAAGAGCAGACUUAGAAUAUAAGCCGCGAGCGUUUCAUAGUGAUAUGGUGCAACAACAAAUGAAGGCUCUUGGGGUAUUGGAUACAGUGGUUGGCAGACAACGAGGCUACUCAUGUCGGAUCACUUUUCAAGAAUUUCUUAGACGUUAUCAAUUUUUAGCAUUUGAUUUUGAUGAAACUGUGGAUAUUACCAAAGAAAAUUGUCGUCUGUUAAUGAUUCGUUUAAAAAUGGAAGGCUGGACAAUUGGAAAAACUAAAGUAUUCUUACGAUAUUAUAAUGAUGAAUUUUUGGCAAGAUUAUACGAAGUCCAAGUGAAAAAAGUGAUUAAAGUUCAGUCUAUGAUGAGAGCAUUGCUAGCACGAAAGCGAAUGAAAGGAGGCAAGGAUCCCAAAAAAGCAAAAGGAGUCACUCGCAAUGAUGAGGCAGCCACUAAAAUACAAAAAGCUUUUCGUGGAUAUCAUGAAAGACAACGUCUUCAGCCCUUAGUCAAUGAAAAAACGGGCCAAUUGAAUGAAGAAACAGCGGUAUUUAUACGAGUGUAUGCUAAAAAAUGGCGAGAAAAAUCUUUAUUUCAAGUCUUGUUACACUAUCGUGCAGCCAGAUUUCAGGAUUUCGUUAACUUAGCACAACAGGUACACAUUUAUAAUCAAAGAUUUUUCGCUGGAAUAAAUAAAUGUACACGUAACGUACCAUUUGAUCGGAUAAACACGCGCGAAGUGAACUCUUCUCAACUUGGGCCACUGCCUAUACCGACAAAAAAGCUACCAUUCCGCUUAGAUCAAAUUCCUUUCUAUGAUACCCAAUAUAUGGUUAAUGCAGCUAAUUCAAUAUCUAGACAAAAUUUCUCAAAUACUUUAAUCACUUACGACGACGAAGAUGCCUGGGAUAGUCCGCUACAACGGAAUCCUUCUAUAACUUCGUGUUUACUAACAUACAAUGCGUAUAAAAAAGAACAAGCAUGCCAGACGAAUUGGGAUCGGAUUGGAGAGAGUGACGUAAUCUACAACCAAAACUAUUAUCGAGAUCCACAGCUUGUAAAAAGGUGAAAUAUUUUUACUGCGGACAAUUCGGAUUAAUU